AUGAGAUUAGGUCUUAAUUUAACCUUAAAAGAUCUUGCCUAUCGUUUUGAAGUUAGUAACUCCAAAGUUUCUUCAGUAUUUAUUGAACUAACAGAUGUUUUAUUUAUUUAUUUACGUCAACUUAUAAAAUGGCCUGCACGUGAACAGCUAUGGAAAACUACACCUAAUUGUUUUCGGAAACAUUAUGGUACAAAGGUAGUUGUAAUAAUUGAUUGUUUUGAAGUUUUUACACAUAAACCUACAAACCUUUUAGCCAGAGCACAAACAUUUUCAAGUUACAAACAUCACAACACAGUGAAGUUUUUGAUCGGUGUUACUCCACAAGGUGUUAUUAGUUUUAUUUCAAAGGCAUGGGGUGGUAGAACUAGUGAUAAGCAUCUCACUGAAAAUUGUAAAAUUCCUAAUAACCUGUUACCGGGGGAUAUUGUAAUGAUAGAGCUUGACUCAAUUGAUGUAGAACAAACACAUCAUAUUGCAUCAUUGAGAAUUCAUGUAAAACGAGUAAUUGGAAAUCUUAAAAAUAAGUAUACCAUAUUACAAGACAUUUUACCAUUAGAUUAUCUCAUAAGAAAAGAUAACAAUGGUUAUUCAACAAUUGAUAAAAUUGCAAUUGUAUCAUGUGGUCUAACAAAUAUGUGUGAUUUGUUAUUCCAGUUGACUUAA
This is a messenger RNA of Hydra vulgaris (swiftwater hydra), 663 nucleotides long. RefSeq lists its product as uncharacterized. The record is from RefSeq and is a predicted model, not a curated record. Lineage: Eukaryota; Metazoa; Cnidaria; Hydrozoa; Anthoathecata; Hydridae.